UCUUCAUUUUUCGUUUAGAGGAAAAGAGAGGAAAAAGAGCGGAGCAGACAAUGAAAAAAAAAAGAAAUCCAUGUUACAGCAGAGCCCCCUUGAUCAAUUUUCCAUUGUACCAUUUUUUUCUCUUCCAAUUGGAAGUUAUUAAAAAGGGAGGAGGAAAGUUAGUACCAAAUGCUUGUCAAUCCGUGUUAGAGCUUAUUUAUGAUUUUGUGUCGAACCUGUGCCAUAUCCAUUGCCUACAUUUUUAUGGGAUGGAUGGAGUAUUACAAGAAUCAAAUAUCAAUUAUGCAAAGAAGGUUGAAAUCCCUCAUUUCGGCCAGUAUUAUUGUGAGGGAGCGUUAAAUCAUGGUAAGCAGUGGCCUGCUAAGGAGGAGGGUCGUAACUCUGUAUCCUACCAAAAGUCCACUUCGCAAAGUCUCACACUUGUGCCUGUGAGAUAUUGCAACUACACUGCAAUAAUGGGAUUCGAUCCUUGUCCACUUAUGCUGAUGAUGGAAGUCAAUUGAUCCUCCCAAGGCCUCAUAUACUUGCUCAUUUAUUUUGUUGUGUAAAGAUGAAUGGAAUUGAUUAGUGGGAAAGGAAUUUUGAAAUAGUUCGAAGAGUGUUGGCUUUGAAGGUUGGUGUUACAAUAAUUGUGUGAUUAGGGAUUAGGUAUAAACAUCCAUUAGAUAU
Molecule: messenger RNA, 669 nt
Organism: Salvia splendens (bonfire salvia)
Lineage: Eukaryota; Viridiplantae; Streptophyta; Magnoliopsida; Lamiales; Lamiaceae
Exons: 3
Coding region: 51-503 (150 amino acids)
Source: RefSeq, a predicted model, not a curated record